Messenger RNA from Elephantulus edwardii (Cape elephant shrew), 1977 nucleotides. RefSeq names its product solute carrier family 39 (zinc transporter), member 4 (gene SLC39A4). The record is from RefSeq and is a predicted model, not a curated record. Gene Ontology annotation, cellular component: membrane. Gene Ontology annotation, biological process: zinc ion import across plasma membrane; intracellular zinc ion homeostasis. Bases 1 to 1977 code for a protein of 658 amino acids. The transcript is spliced from 12 exons. NCBI's taxonomy places the organism in Eukaryota, Metazoa, Chordata, Mammalia, Macroscelidea, Macroscelididae. Gene Ontology annotation, molecular function: zinc ion transmembrane transporter activity.
AUGGCUCCACUGGCCCAGCUUGACCUGGGGCUGCUCCUGGCCACGGUGCUGGUGGCUGGGAUAGUGGCUACCCCCACUGGCCUGCUGCCGGUGCUCAUGUCGAGAGGAGGCACUCUGGACCAAGCCGUGCUGAGCAGCCUGUUAAAUACGCUAGCGGACCGUGUGCACUGCUCCUCGGGGCCGUGUGGAAAGUGUCUGACCAUGGACAACAUCCUGUCCCUGGGCUGGCCUCAGAAACCGGGGUUCCCCCCGGGGCCUGUCCUGCGUGCUGGGGACAUUGCCCGCCUCAGUGCAGCCGCUGCCCUCUAUCUUGGCGACCCCAACGGCACAUGUGCAGACAUUCAAGCUGGCCACUGGGGCGCCCGAGCCGACCAAUUGCUGGCCAAGCUUGAGGACCCCAAGGCCUUGAUCCUGGGCUUGAGCCGGCUUCUCCAAAGAAUCCCAGCCCAGGCGGACUCCAGGUCCACAGAGAGGAAGGCCUGUGUGGACGUGCCUCAGCUGUUGAAGGAGGCGGCAGCAGGUCCCCGUGGUCCUGGUACAGCCCUGGCUGCCCUCAUGGACCAUGUGCAGGGGGGGGCCUGCUUCAGUGGCCUACCCACCCCUGACUACUUCAUGGACUUCGUCUUCCGGCAGCACAUUGGCGAGGGUCCCAAUCUCACACUGUCUGAGCUGGCCACCUUGAUGCAGCGCUUAAAGGUGGGCGGAGAGGCGGAGCCUCUGGGUCAUGCCAACCAUGAUGACCAUGAAGACGAUGGUGGCCACGGCCACACGCACCCUGUGGCCCUGGCCACCACGCCCAAUACCACCUCCUCCAGUGUGUGGGAUACGUUGUGCCUGAGCCCCAGGGACGUGAUGACCGUGUAUGGGAUAUCAGAGGAGGCUGGGGUGGACCCUGAAGCCUGGGCUCGGCUCACUCCUGCCCUGGUACAACAGCAACUGAGUGGGGCCUGCAGCUCCCACGAGGAGACCCCCACCCAGAACCAACAGCUCAGUCAGGCAGAGAAGUACCUGUACGGCUCUCUGACUACCCUGCUUAUCUGCCUGCUUUCACUGCUGGGCGUCACUCUCCUGGCCUGCAAAGGUUGUUCCCUGGUCACCCACUACAGCAUCCAGCUCUUCCUCAGCAUGGCCGUCGGUGCGCUCACUGGUGAUGCCAUCCUGCACCUGAUUCCUCAGGUGCUGGGGCUGCACAGCCAUGACAGUGACCACAGUCACGGCACUCAGAGUCACCAGCCCACCUGGCAGCUCCUGGCUGUACUUGGUGGUUUGUAUUUCCUCUUCCUGUUCGAGGGUUUCUGUAACCUACUGCUGCCUCGAGACCCAGAGGUGAAGGCCCCAACUGGCGGACCCAGCAUCACACCCUGCAACCAUGGCCACAGCAUGUCCCUGCAGUUGAGGUCCAGCCAGCUGCAGACUACCUUGCAGUCCCAGGAGGGCUCAAGGGCUGACCUGGUAACUGUUGAGAGCCCGGACUUACUGAGAGAUAGACGCCAGAAAAUGAGCCCAGACCUCCGGCUGCUGCCCUACAAGAUCACACUGGGAGACGCAGUGCACAACUUUGCUGAUGGGCUUGCCCUGGGCGCUGCCUUCUCGUCCUCCUGGAAGAUCGGGCUGGCCACCUCAUUGGCAGUAUUUCUCCACGAGCUGCCACAUGAACUGGGCGACUUUGCGGCCCUUCUGCACUCUGGGCUGUGCGUAAGCCGAGCGCUGCUGCUGAACCUGGCGUCCUCGCUCACCGCCUUUGCUGGCCUCUAUGUGGCGCUCGCGUUUGGGGUCAGUGAGGACAGUCACGCUUGGAUCCUGGCGGUGGCCACUGGCCUCUUCCUUUACGUGGCACUCUGUGACUUGCUCCCGUCCAUGAUGCACGUGCAGGAUGACCGGCCUGGCCUCCUCUUCUUGCUGCAUAACGUGGGUCUGCUGAGCAGCUGGGCCUGCUUGUUGCUGCUCUCCAUAUACGAGGACAGCAUCACCCUCUGA